UGGCAAGUGGUUUUGGUCAAUUUUAUCAAGCAUUGGGUGAAAUACAGAGCGUUUUGAAUAUUUUUAGACUAUCUAUAAAGGUUCAGCGGGUUCGCUGUAACUAAAGCCAUCAUGGAUAUCCCCAACCCCCCUGAAGAUCAAGAACUAAGGAAUGUGAUCGACAAGUUGGCCCAGUUUGUCGCUCGGAACGGGCCAGAGUUUGAGAAGAUGACAAUGGAGAAGCAGAAGGACAACCCAAAGUUCUCCUUCCUCUUUGGAGGAGAAUACUUCAGCUACUACAAGUGCAAGCUUGCUAUGGAGCAACAGCAGCAUCCCUCUACCCACGAUGGUGAGGAGUAUAAAUCUGAAGACUUGUACAACCCAGGUGCCAAAGACGUGGUUGAUAUGCCUCCACCGAUGCAGAUGAUUGCUCCACCCCCAAUUGUUCCACCUGCUACACCCUCUAUUGAUGAGCUCAUCCAACAGAGCCAGUGGAAUCUGCAGCAGCAGGAGCAGCAUAUGCACACUCUGAGACAGGAACAAGUGACUGCAGCCAUAGCUCUGGCUACGGAGCAGCAGACCCAAAAACUGCUGCUGGAAACUCAGUUGGACAUCACCGAGUUUGACAACCUGCUGCAGCCCAUUAUAGACACCUGUACCAAAGAUGCCAUCUCUGCUGGGAAGAACUGGAUGUUCAACAAUGCCAAGACUCCACCACACUGUGAACUGAUGACAUCACAUCUUCGCAACCGCAUCACUGCUGAUGGAGCACAUUUUGAGCUCCGCCUACAUCUCAUCUAUUUAACCAAUGACGUUCUCCAUCACUGCCAGCGGAAACAGCAGAAGGAUUUGCUGGCGGCGCUGCAGAAGGUUGUGGUCCCCAUCUACUGCACAAGCUUCCUGGCUGUGGAGGAGGAGAAGCAGCAGAAGAUCACCAGGUUGUUGCAGCUUUGGGAGAAGAACGGCUAUUUUAAUGAGGAGACAAUUCAGCAGCUCCAGAAUCCAGCACUGGGCCUGGGCCAGUACCAGGCAUCUCUGAUAACGGAGUAUGCUGCGGUGGUACAGCCCAUCCAGCUGGCCUUCCAGCAGCAGAUUCAGGCUUUGAAGACGCAGCAUGAAGAGUUUGUCACCAGCCUGAAGCAGCAGCAGCAACAGCCUCAGCCGCAGUCCCAGUCCCAGCAGCAGCCACAGCCUGCCCCUGUAGCACAACUGCCAAUCCCUGCAGAGCCUGAAAAGGCUCCUCCUAUGACUACACAAGCUGGCGAUGUUAAGCCUCCCAUGUCAGGUCCUCCUCCAGGGGAGUUUGAUGGAGCUUCAUCAAGACCUCCAGACCCCAGCAACUCCAGCGGACCCUCAGAUAUCCCCUCCAACAAGCCUGCUUGGUAUGACCCCCAGCACAUGGGUCCCUGGAACCCCAACCAGCCGCCUCCUUUUGACCCAAACCAGCCUCCCCCUCCUUGUCCUCCCUGGACCAGCCAUGAAGGGAUUUGGAAUGAUCAGAGGGACCCAGGGAACUGGAGCGGAGGUCCGCCCAGAGAAGGAGGCCCCUGGAGUGGUCCAGGUGGGUCUGACCCAGGGCCCCCCUCUUGGAACUCUAACUAUGAACAGCAGCCGCCGUGGGGGAACCAGCCUGACCAGCCUCCCUGGGGCCAGAGAGAGCCCCCGUUUCCUCCACGCAUGCAGAGACCUCCCCAUUUCAGAGGGCCCUUCCCUCCUCACCAGCAGCCACCUCCUUUCAACCAGCCCCCCCCACCACCACACAACUUUGGACGCUUCCCGCCACGCUUCAUGCAGGACGACUUUCCUCCAAGACACCAUUACGACAGGCCACCGUACACCCCACACCGCUUUGACUACGCUCAGGGAGAUUAUCCUGGAGGUGAGUGCAGAGACAUGCCAGGUCCUCCUCCUCCUCCUCCCCACCAUCAUCCCAAUCAGAGGCUCCCUCCCCCAGGUAUGGGGGCUGAUCAUCCUCCCUGGGGUGGUGGCGGCCAACACCCAGAUUUUGGCCCACCUCCUCACGGCUUCAACGGCCAUUCACCCCACAUUCGUCAUAGGCAGCAUCCGGUCCAAGAUGACCCCAGUCUGGUGCCUAAUGUACCCUACUUUGACCUGCCAGCUGGUCUCAUGGCUCCACUGGUCAAACUUGAGGACUAUGAUUAUAAACCUCUGGAUCCUAAAGACAUCCGGCUGCCUCCUCCCAUGCCACCUAGUGAUCGGUUGCUAGCUGCUGUGGAAGCUUUCUACAGCCCUCCAUCCCACGAUCGACCCCGUAACAGUGAAGGCUGGGAACAGAACGGUUUGUAUGAGUUCUUCAGGGCCAAGAUGAGAGCCAGGAGGAAAAAGGGACAAGAGAAACGCAACAGUGGACGUGGAGGCAGUCGCUCCAGAAGUCGCUCUCGCAGCAGAGGGAGGUCUUCAUCUCGCUCCAGCUCUCAUUCAUCCAAGUCCUCCAGGUCACGCUCCCGCUCCUCGCGCUCCCGCAGCCGCUCACGCUCCUACUCACGAUCCAGGUCCAGGAGUAGAUCCAGGUCAUCUCGGAGUCACUCUCGCUCCAGAUCCAGAUCUCGUUCUCGGUCACCCGGAAAGAGACACCGCGGUGCUAAAUCCAGGAGCUCCUCCCCUCCCCCCAUGCCAGUGUUGGGCGCUCCUCCCUCCAAACUGUCUGCAGAAAACAGGCUAGGAGAGGAGAACAAGGGCCAUCAGCUGCUGAUGAAGAUGGGCUGGAGUGGUUCAGGAGGGUUGGGGGCCAAAGAACAAGGCAUCCAGGACCCCAUCAAAGGAGGUGACAUCAGGGAUAAAUGGGACCAGUAUAAAGGAGUGGGGGUGUCACUGGAUGACCCCUAUGAGAACUACCGCAGGAACAAGAGCUACAACUUUGUUGCCCGCAUGAAGGCGCGGGAGGAAGUCAAUCGGGAACCCGAGGCCCCACCAACCGAAUGAUGUCAUCAAAUGCAAUCAAAGAACCUCCCCAUCUGCCCCACCUCCACCUCCAUCAAGGAUCUGACUCUCACUGUCUAUAUUCCAUCCAGGAUUCUUCAUUCCUCAGAAACCAGAGUGAUGAUACAAAGUGCCACCACACUAGAUGAAGAAGCACAGACUCUUCUGCUCUCUGCAGCUGCAAAACCACAGAACUCAACAGUCUUUACUGGAACACUGCAACUACAGUGUAACUCACUCAUAUUUUACUUCCAGUGUUUCUGAUUUUAAAAGAUUUUUUUCAUCAGACCCAUUUCUGACAGCUGCAGGAAAAGAGCAUGGCAGAGAUUUGAUUGAUGCACACGUUAACCGUCGUUCAAUGAUUUUAAAGUGGGAUGUACACAGUUAAAUGGGUUCCUCUCUCUAGUUGUUUGGUUUAAGUUUCAGUUUCACCCAAAAAAUAAAACAAUAUUUUCUCAUGUUAUUCACCAUAUAAAUGUGUUCAGUUUAAUCUGCUGGGAGACAAAAAUCAUUUCAGUUUUGCAAAUGUAUUUAAAAGACUCAACAGCAGUGUUUGUUUACAAGAAUAAUGUCCUACUUACUAAUUCAUAGAUGUUAAUAUGGAACUAUUUUCAGCUGAAUAAAUAGCAUAAAAUAGUGCUCACUGUGAAUGGUGUCGCUAAUCUCAUUAGUGGAGAUCUCCAAAAUUCUGCAUCAAAACUGAAGAUAUUUAUAUGGCUAGAUAUCACUGGGAGAAUGUGUAAAUAUGAAGACAUUUUGGUUUCCUGUGUAAGCUGACCCUCAAAGACAAAAUGUAGAAUAAGAAUGUGAGACGGCUCCUUGAUCUUUUGAAUCUUUUUCACUGCUGAAUAUUGUGAUACUUUUUCAUGUAAUUACUUCCUGAACUGAGUUAUGAAAGUCUGUCAUGUAGUUGUAGUAUUAAAAUAAAUCUCACAGAACAAAAAAAUCAGAAUAUGA
This is a messenger RNA of Scomber japonicus (chub mackerel), 3876 nucleotides long. It is a transcript of the gene cherp, whose product is annotated as calcium homeostasis endoplasmic reticulum protein. The transcript is spliced from 20 exons. The coding region runs from base 112 to 2922 and encodes 936 amino acids. The record is from RefSeq and is a predicted model, not a curated record. NCBI's taxonomy places the organism in Eukaryota, Metazoa, Chordata, Actinopteri, Scombriformes, Scombridae. Gene Ontology annotation, molecular function: RNA binding. Gene Ontology annotation, cellular component: perinuclear region of cytoplasm. Gene Ontology annotation, biological process: intracellular calcium ion homeostasis; RNA processing.